Messenger RNA from Paramecium sonneborni, 723 nucleotides. The record is from the annotation of a GenBank genome assembly. Lineage: Eukaryota; Ciliophora; Oligohymenophorea; Peniculida; Parameciidae.
AAUAAUUACAUCUGAUGAGUGGUCCAAUAAAGAUUGUAAUGUUAGGGGAAGGUUAGAUAAUAUGAAUGAAUAUGAUUAGGUAGAGUUGGAAAGACAUGUCUGACAUUGAAAUAUUGUAAAAAUGAAUUCAAUGGGGAAUAAUAAUCUUCUGUGGAUGCUACUUUUUUUGAGAAGAGUAUAGAUUUAGGUGGUGGUAAGAACAUAACAUUAGCAAUUUGGGUAUUAUUUGAAUUGAAUAAUAGGAUACUGCAGGAUAAGAGAUAUUUCAUGCUUUAACUACAGUUUAUUAUAGAGAUGCUUAUGGAGCAGUAUUAGUAUAUGAUGUAACAUAUAAGGAAUCAUUUCUUAAAGUAUAUUAGCUAUAUUAUUAAUUUAGGUAGAGAAAUGGGUAGAGGAAUUAAGAUCAUUUGGAACUAAAGAUAUAUGUAUUGUUGUUGCGGGUAAUAAAAGUGACUUGAAAAACCAAAUAUAAAUUGAUAAAAAUGAAGUUGAAGAAUAUUGUAAAAAGAUUGGAGCUAAACAUUUCUUUACUUCUGCCAAAUCAGGCGGAGGUAUAAAUGAAAUGUUUCUAUCUUUGGCAGAAAGUAAUACUUAUAUUUAAUUAUAGGUAUCUCAAUUAAAGUAUAAGCAUAACAAAGUAAAGGUAAAAAAAAGAAAGGUUUAUAAAUUAAAGAUGUUAAAGACACUAAGAAAUCUAACUAAAAAAAUGAAGGAUGUUGUUGA